Messenger RNA from Morone saxatilis (striped sea-bass), 1851 nucleotides. RefSeq lists its product as uncharacterized. The transcript has 6 exons. NCBI's taxonomy places the organism in Eukaryota, Metazoa, Chordata, Actinopteri, Moronidae. Bases 307 to 1404 code for a protein of 365 amino acids. The record is from RefSeq and is a predicted model, not a curated record.
CGUCGGGCAGCUCCGUGACCGAGAGCGAGGGCGAAACCGUAAACAGCCUGAUGUCUCUGAGCUUACGUCUCACCAGGAAGAAGAGAUGUAAUAAAGAUGACGAGAGGUAGCCCCAGGUAAAAAAGGAGGGCUGGAAAAUGGGUGGAGCAUGCAGGUAGACACACGUCGGAGAGUCCCUUCAUGAACAGAACGAGAGAGAGAGAGACAACUCUGUAAAGCUGCUGCGAGUCAGUCGAAUUCAGUAAGUACCGCAGUGGACAACGGAUCUCUGAGGGGGCUUCAACGACUCUACUGCUGCUGAAGGAAAUGAGUCGUCACGCCAUGGAAACACAGGCAGAAAAUCAAAGGCCUAACAAUGGCCAGUUGAUUUCUGUGCCUCACAAGGAUACAAUCCGCCUUCUGGAGGUGUACGUCAAGCGCAGCCUCAGCCUAAAUGAUGGGGCACUGGGCACUGAUAGGAAGGCUGAGAGGAAACAGAAGUGGGUGACAAUGCCGAGAAAGCAAAGACGACAUUCCAGUGACCCUUCCCUCCACUUGGCCGAGGGCUUAAACGACGAGGUAAUCUGUAAGUUUUCUGCCGUGGAAGCUCCCGUGAAUGAGCCCAGGACGCUUCAUGAAGAAUCGGAGAAACCCAUCAAAAAAUCAAAGAAGAACAAGAAGCCCUCCUUCUGGAAAAAUAUAUUUGGUAUUUUCUAUCGGAAGAGUAACGAGGAGAAAGAUGAAGAUGAGGACGGUCCAUCAGAGAUCCCGGAGGUCUCCCAAGCAGAAGAGUCCUCUGACGCCGCCAUCACGUGCCUGCCCACAACUCCGGUCACUUCACAAAGAAGAAAGUCUAAGAGAAGGAAAUCCUUAAAAAGAAGGUUCUCUAAAAAACGGCUUUCUCUGAAAUCUGGUAAAGAUCUUAUCGCUGCGGACAUCACCCGGGUUGAAGCUGUUGUCAGCGUGGAACCGACGUAUGCUUACUAUGAGAAAGUGUCAGAGGAACUGGAAAGAAUCGUGCACGAGGUCCAAGAGAAAGAGGAAGUUCAACCUCUCUCUGAUGAGGAAGUCAUCAACAGGAUCAUUGCUUUGACAAAGCAGCAGGGUGAUGCCAUAGAGGACAAGCUGAAAGAUAACCCCACCCUGAGCAACUUUUUCCAGCGGAUGUCGUACUCGUCCUUCCAGACGUUGGCCGAUGCAUAUCUGGAGAAAGAAGCAUUGCCGACCCACAAUCCUCCCACUGUCCCACCAACAGCACCCGAGCUGGUCAAGUUGGCCUUAACGUACGACUUUACAGCCAAGAUAGCCAGGCUCUCUAAACAGAAUAUAGGACACAUUACCGGCCUGGGGAACCGUUAUCUACAAGACCGAUUUGAAUACCAACAGUCAUGUUCAGAUCAUCCAUGCUCUGACAGUGACGGCUGAGAGGCAGCCACGCAGAAACAAAAGUGAUACGUUUACUCUGCAACUUCUCUCAGCACCACAUGUGGUUAAAGAUGUGUUGAAAUUAUAAGUUCCCCCCUUUUUUAACAACACAGUGGACUACCUAAAACCAAUGUUAAGCUUGUAAAAAAAAAAUAUUUUGUGAUAGAAUAUUUGUGUAAUUCUGCAGUUUUAAGACAUGGAGCCAUAUUUCAGAAUUACAAAUAGAUGUUUCUACAAGUGAAACUAUAAUGUGAUGCGUUUUAUUUUUUACAAAUCCGCCACUGAAUUAAAUGUACAUUGAUUUACAAACACAAUGUAUAUUAGAUAAACAACUCUGUGCAAUAAAUAAAUAUAUAUAUAUUUUUUACAAUUCUAGGAUUUUAAAAUGUUUAAACUUUUUUAAAUAGAAGCUAAACUUAAAUGUGACUUGAUUUUUGUCAAUAUGAA